This is a messenger RNA of Cladocopium goreaui, 1470 nucleotides long. The record is from the annotation of a GenBank genome assembly. Lineage: Eukaryota; Dinophyceae; Suessiales; Symbiodiniaceae.
AUGCAAUAUCAGGCCAUCGUGACCUUGCACUGCAUGGAUAAGCAGGAAUAUGCCGGGCAUCUUUGCGAUGACCCCAAGGUCGCUGAGAAGUCUGCUGCGCAGCAAGCCCUUUUAGCCAACAGUGAUUUGGUGGAGGCUCAGAAACGGGAAGUGCCCACCAAAAGACCGUCGGGCAUGAUGUUAUCCCCGGAGGAACGAGCCAAGAAAGCGAGAGUGGACCCAGCGGAGAAUCCAGCCAUUACUCCCAAGACUGAGCUGAACAGCCUCUGUAUGCGAAUCAUUGGCAGAUAUAUGAAGAAAGGAGAGACAAUCUACAUUUGCAACAGAAUCGCUUCACAGUAUCAAUCUACUGUGCAAAUCACCUGCUUGCCUGAUGAAUGGGGUCAGCGAGCAUGGGCUGGUCAUCUUUGCGCCAACAAACAGAAGGCCGAGCAGAGCGCGGCGGAAAUUGCCUUGAAGGACAUCAAAGACGAUCCACAACUGCAAGAGCUCGCGGCCAGCUCAAAAGGGAAAGGCAAAGGAAAAGGCAACUAUUGGAACAUGCAAAUGAUGUGGGAGAUGAUGAACAACUGGUGGGGUGGUUGGAGUGAUGAGCGGGAGAUCAUCAUCGAGGAACCCAUCAUCGGCGAGAUGAUCGAAUGGAAAGGACAUUAUGGCUGGAUGAAGACGGAUCAUCCCAUUGAGCAUGAUGCGAAAGCCAUGCGUGGGGGCAAGAUCUAUAUCAACAAGAAAGACAUCGAAGGAACUCCCGAAACCGUUGCUGAGGGACAAAAGGUGCAGUUCAAGCUCUACGUGGAUGGAAACGGCCUGGGUGGCCCCAAGCGGCGCCGCGGCGGUUUCGGCUCGCUGGCCGCAACGGAGCUGACGGUUGCGGUGGAGGAGGCAGAUCUCUUCCUGGCACCGCUGGGGGUGAAGGGAAUGACGUUGCAUAUCCAAAGUGGGGAAGGUGAUUGUGGUGUGUCCACAUUUCUUCCCCAAGAGCCGAUACCCCGGGCCAUCUUCCCAAGGUGCACCAGGUCCGGCAAUCUGGAGCUCCGGAGAAAUCCCAGCGACCAUUGCAUUGCAGGACUGCAGGUCGUGGGUCAUUCUGGUCAGCCCUUGGCGCUGGCAUCGCGGAAUGCUCCAAAGGGCGCACCGGUGAGUCAUAUGGAUAUGUUGCUACAAAGCUGGCAGUCGCAGUACUUGGCCCCGCUGUGGCCGGAACUUCUCAUGAAGGCAGAUGCCGUACCUGAGAGGCAAGACGACCCCUUCGGCAUCAAAUUACGACCUGAGGCGCAGAAGGUUCUGCUCUUUUCCGGGAACUCCCCUGGUGCAAGAUGGGAGUUGGCUCCAGGGCUUGAUAGCGCUGAGCCUCUAGGGCAAAAGGACGUGUUGGCGGUUUGCAUCCCAAAGUUUCAGGAGGAGCCCACCAUUCUGCUGGUGGAUUCCGAGGACCUAUCAGUACAGCAGUUGAGGUUCUCAGUGAGCUGA